Molecule: messenger RNA, 1864 nt
Organism: Seriola dumerili (greater amberjack)
Lineage: Eukaryota; Metazoa; Chordata; Actinopteri; Carangiformes; Carangidae
Gene: lrrc24
Product: leucine-rich repeat-containing protein 24-like
Exons: 4
Coding region: 1-1857 (618 amino acids)
Molecular function (GO): protein binding
Source: RefSeq, a predicted model, not a curated record
AUGGUCCUCUCGUGGUUCUCCAGACUCACCCUGCUCGUAAUAGCCCUCAUCCCUCAGCCGUCCCUGGGAUGCCCCUCCGGCUGUCGCUGCUACAGCCUCACGGUGGAGUGUGGAUCUCUUGGGAUCAAAGAAAUCCCUCAGGGUGUCCCUUCUGUCACUGAGACCAUCUUUCUCCAGGAUAACGCUAUAGUGCAGAUCCGUCUUCAGGACUUGACUCGCCUGGGCAGCCUCCAUUACCUUUACCUCCAGAACAACAGCAUCUCGGCCCUGGAGCCCGGGGCGUUCCUCAGCCAGGGGCAGCUGCUGGAACUUGCUCUCAAUGGCAACCUCAUCCAUCUGGUCACCCCUGACAUGUUUCGGGGUCUGGAGCACCUCCGGAUCCUCUACCUCGCCGGCAACCAGAUCACUCGAGUCCAGGACCACACCUUCAGGGGACUGCAGCGUCUGCAGGAACUCCACCUGCAGGAAAACAGCAUAGAGCUGCUGGCAGAGCAAGCCCUGUCUGGCUUGUCAUCUCUGGCCCUGCUGGACCUCAGCAGAAAUCACCUCCGCACCCUGGGAGCCUCGUCCCUCAAACCACUUGUCAGCCUGCAGGUGCUACGUGUCACAGAGAACCCAUGGCGCUGUGAUUGCGCUCUUGGCUGGCUAAGAACCUGGAUCAGCAAAGACGGCCAGCGUCUGUUGAGCUCUGCUGAGCAGCGUCAGCUGAUGUGCUCAGAACCGCCUCGCCUCUCCCACCUCAGCCUGGUGGAGGUGGCCCCAAACAGCCUGGUCUGCAUUCCCCCCGUGGUUCAGCUGGAGCCCAGUCACCUGACCGUGCGACUAGGGGAGAGCCUCAGAGUCUCCUGCCAGGCCUCAGGAUACCCUCAGCCUCAGGUGACCUGGAAGAAAGCCUCCCACGGCAAGGCCCAGUUAUCACCUCGAGGCCUGGUUCAAGAACUGGGGCCUAACGGUGAGCUCUUCAGGCCUGGGGCCGGAGGAGUGGUGACAGCCCUGCCCAGCAGUGGAGGGAUGAAGGUGGGAGGUGUUGGCGGGAUCCACGGGCUUGUGCGUGGAGCUGAGGAAGGGGGCGAGAGGGACAGCUUUGACCCGGACAUGGGCAGCGGCAUGUUGUUUCUAAGCAAUGUGACCGUAGCGCACGCUGGACGCUACGAGUGUGAGGCCUGGAACCCUGGUGGUGUAGCCAAAGUCACUUUUCACCUGGCCGUCAACAUGUCUUCUUCCUCGUAUUCAUCCCAGUUCUGGCCUCGUUCCAACACGCACUCCUUUGUUUCCUCUUCGUCUAACUCCUUCUACCAACCAGAGGUUCUGGACGUGAGCCAGGAGCCGUUGUAUGAGCAGGACAGCAUGGAUUUCAGUGCUCUGGGCCCCGCCACACAAACCGCCAUUGCAGUGGGCAUCUCCUUGCUAGCGCUGACUGCCGUUCUCCUCCUGAUUAUGAUCUACACUCGUCACCAGCAGUACCGCAAAGAGGAAGGGGGAUCCUACUGUACCAGCAAGGAAGAGAGCAUCCUUUACGUGAAUGACUACUCUGAUGGACCCACCACCUUUGCUCAGCUGGAGGAGUACCGCGAUGACCACGGCCACGAGAUGUACGUCCUCAACCGGGCCAAACCCGUUCUGGGGUCCUCUUCUUCCAGGUGUCCCAUGAUGAGCGGGUUUGUCCAGCAGAAGGGAAUGAAGGAGGCUCUCCUGGACCAUGAAAUGGUGCAGACACUGACCCGAUCGGGGGGAAUGGGGCUUCGCAGAAACCCAGCAGACGGAGGAGAGGGACCCCUAACGACGGACCCGGAGGAGCUCUUCCUCAGUCAGAGCCUCCUCUUCGGAUCACAGGUUGCCUACGAGAUCCACUGCUAAAGGGGCU